This is a messenger RNA of Otolemur garnettii (small-eared galago), 1750 nucleotides long. RefSeq names its product fatty acid desaturase 3 (gene FADS3). The record is from RefSeq and is a predicted model, not a curated record. Bases 159 to 1508 code for a protein of 449 amino acids. Gene Ontology annotation, cellular component: membrane. The transcript is spliced from 12 exons. Gene Ontology annotation, molecular function: oxidoreductase activity, acting on paired donors, with oxidation of a pair of donors resulting in the reduction of molecular oxygen to two molecules of water. Gene Ontology annotation, biological process: lipid metabolic process. Lineage: Eukaryota; Metazoa; Chordata; Mammalia; Primates; Galagidae.
GGCAGGCGCACGCUCGUACGGCGGCCGCAGCGGCAGGGCGGGGCCCGGAGCGACGGGCGGCUGCAGCGGAGGCCCCAGGGGACGCCACCUCGCUUCCAUCGGUGUCUAGCUCCGGCCUCGGAAACGUCCCGGGAUCUCUAGGACUUUCGCGCUCAGCCAUGGGAGGCGUCGGGGAGCCUGGCGGGGGGCGGGGUCCGCGGGAGGGGUCGGUGCGGCCACGGGCGCCUCUGCCUACCUUUCGCUGGGAACAGAUCCGCCCACACGACCUGCCCGGCGACAAGUGGCUGGUCAUCGAGCGCCGCGUCUACGACAUCAGCCGCUGGGCACAGCGGCACCCUGGGGGAAGCCGCCUUAUCGGCCACCACGGCGCUGAGGACGCCACGGAUGCCUUCCACGCCUUCCACCAGGAUCUUGGCUUUGUACGCAAGUUCUUGCAGCCCCUGCUGAUCGGAGAGCUGGCCCCGGAGGAGCCCAGUCAGGAUGGAGCCCAGAAUGCCCAGUUGGUCGAGGACUUCCGAGCCCUGCGCCAGGCAGCUGAGGACAUGAAGCUGUUUGAGGCCAGUCCCACCUUCUUCGCUCUCCUGCUGGGCCACAUCCUGGCCAUGGAGGUGCUGGCCUGGCUCCUCAUCCUCUUCCUGGGCCCUGGCUGGGUACCCAGCACCCUUGCCGCCCUCAUCCUGGCCAUCUCCCAGGCUCAGAGCUGGUGUCUACAGCACGACCUGGGCCAUGCCUCCAUCUUCAGGAAGUCACGGUGGAACCACGUGGCUCAGCAGUUUGUGAUGGGGCAGCUGAAGGGCUUCUCCGCACACUGGUGGAACUUCCGCCAUUUCCAGCAUCAUGCCAAGCCCAACAUCUUCCACAAAGACCCAGAUGUGACUCUGGCGCCUGUCUUCCUCCUGGGAGAGUCCUCCAUAGAGUAUGGCAAGAGGAAGCGAAGAUACUUACCCUACAACCACCAGCACCUGUACUUCUUCCUGAUCGGCCCGCCACUACUCACUCUGGUGAACUUUGAGGUGGAAAACCUGGCGUACAUGCUGGUGUGCAUGCAGUGGGCGGACUUGCUCUGGGCUGCCAGCUUCUAUGCCCGCUUCUUCUUGUCCUAUGUCCCCUUCUACGGUGUCCCUGGGGUACUGCUCCUCUUUGUUGCUGUCAGGGUCCUAGAGAGCCACUGGUUUGUGUGGAUCACACAGAUGAACCAUAUCCCCAAAGAGAUCGGCCACGAGAAGCACCGGGACUGGGCCAGUUCUCAGCUGGCAGCCACCUGCAAUGUGGAGCCCUCACUCUUCAUUGACUGGUUCAGCGGACACCUCAACUUCCAGAUUGAGCACCACCUCUUCCCCACGAUGCCAAGGCACAACUACCGCAAGGUGGCCCCGCUGGUCAAGGCACUGUGUACCAAGCACGGCCUCAGCUAUGAGGUGAAGCCCUUCUUCACUGCCCUGGUGGACAUCAUCAGGUCCUUGAAGAAGUCCGGUGACAUCUGGCUGGAUGCCUACCUCCACCAGUGAAAGCAGCAGAGAGGGGUAAGGGCUCAGCAACCUCCAAGCGGUGCCAGGCAGGAUCAGUACUCCAGCCCUCCACCCACCAGCCUGGGGUGUCCUGCCUGCCCACCUGGCCACACCACUUUUUCCUCGCCUAUCUGUUCUGCAGCCCCGUGACCUUGGCUCUGGGCCUAACAGGGCCAGGGGGGAGGGAAGGAACAUAAAGCCACACAGCGAGCACGGCAUGUUUUCCUAGAAUAAGAAUUGGG